This is a messenger RNA of Oryctolagus cuniculus (rabbit), 3519 nucleotides long. RefSeq names its product prickle planar cell polarity protein 1 (gene PRICKLE1). The record is from RefSeq and is a predicted model, not a curated record. Lineage: Eukaryota; Metazoa; Chordata; Mammalia; Lagomorpha; Leporidae. Gene Ontology annotation, molecular function: zinc ion binding.
AGCGUCUCCGCCGCAGCCCGCAGCCCGCGCCGCCUCCCGGACGCCGCGCCGCCCGGCGGCUCUCCGGCUUUCCGAGGUCCGCGCGCCGCCGCCUGCGCUCGCCAGCCGCUGACGCCAGGACUGCAGCGUGCCGAGCGCCUGCGCAGCUGCCGGCGGAUGUCCUGCGACUGAGCAAGCCCUCGUGUGACGCCAUCAUCAUGCCUUUGGAGAUGGAGCCCAAAAUGGGCACGCUCGCCUUUGGGUGCCAGCGGAGCUCCGCCUCGGACGACGACUCCGGCUGCGCGCUGGAGGAGUACGCCUGGGUGCCCCCUGGCCUGCGGCCCGAGCAGGUGCAGCUGUAUUUCGCCUGCUUGCCGGAGGAUAAGGUUCCUUAUGUCAACAGUCCCGGGGAGAAACAUCGCAUCAAGCAGCUGUUGUACCAGCUGCCCCCGCAUGACAACGAGGUGCGGUACUGCCAGUCUCUCAGUGAAGAGGAGAAGAAAGAACUGCAAGUGUUCAGCGCUCAGCGGAAGAAAGAAGCCCUGGGAAGAGGGACGAUCAAACUCCUGUCGCGCGCAGUGAUGCACGCCGUGUGUGAGCAGUGCGGGCUGAAGAUCAGCGGGGGCGAGGUGGCCGUGUUUGCCUCCCGCGCCGGCCCUGGAGUGUGCUGGCACCCGUCCUGCUUUGUCUGCUUCACGUGUAACGAGCUGCUGGUCGACCUCAUCUAUUUUUAUCAGGAUGGAAAGAUUCACUGCGGCCGGCACCACGCGGAACUGCUGAAACCGCGGUGCUCAGCAUGUGACGAGAUCAUCUUUGCCGACGAGUGCACGGAGGCCGAGGGCCGCCACUGGCACAUGAAGCACUUCUGCUGCCUGGAGUGCGAGGCGGCGCUGGGCGGGCAGAGGUACAUCAUGAAGGACGGCCGCCCCUUCUGCUGCGGCUGCUUCGAGUCUCUGUACGCCGAGUACUGCGAGACCUGUGGGGAGCACAUUGGUGUGGACCACGCGCAGAUGGCCUACGACGGGCAGCACUGGCACGCCACAGAGGCCUGCUUCUCCUGCGCGCACUGCAAAGCCUCGCUGUUGGGCUGCCCCUUCCUGCCCAAGCAGGGGCAGAUUUACUGCUCCAAAACCUGCAGCCUGGGCGAGGACAUGCACGCCUCCGACUCCUCCGACUCUGCCUUCCAGUCCGCGCGGUCCAGGGACUCCCGGCGAAGCGUCCGCAUGGGCAAAAGCAGCCGCUCGGCCGACCAGUGCCGGCAGUCUCUCCUCCUGUCCCCCGCCCUGAACUACAAGUUCCCCGGCCUGGCAGGCAACCCUGACGACACCCUCUCUCGGAAACUGGAUGACCUGAGUGUCUCCGGGCCGGGGGCGAGCUUUGCCGGUGAGGACUUCUGGAAAGGCAGAGUAGAGCACGGGACUGCAGAGGACCCCGAAGAAUGGGCCGAGCACGAAGACUACAUGACGCAGCUGCUCCUCAAGUUUGGCGACCAGAGCCUGUUCCAGCAGCAGCCCAGUGAGCUGGAUGUGCGAGCCGGUGACCCCUGGAUUUCGGAUAACAUGGUGAAAUCCAAGACUGAGCUCAAGCCAGCCAGCCAGAGCCUCGCGAGCAAGAAGUACCAGCCCGACAUGUACUGGGCACAGUCCCAGGAUGGGCUGGGGGACUCCGCCUAUGGCAGCCACCCGGGCCCCGGCAGCAGCAGGCGGCUGCAGGAGCUGGACCUGGACCAUGGGGCCUCAGGGUACAGUCACGAUCAGACGCAGUGGUAUGAGGACUCCCUGGAGUGCCUGUCAGACCUGAAGCCAGAGCCAAGCGUGCGCGAUUCCAUGGACUCUCUGGCUUUGUCCAACAUCACAGGAGCCUCGGUGGAUGGAGAGAGCAAGCCGAGACCGGCGCUGUACUCCCUGCAGGACCUGGAGGCAGAAGACUGUGAGAAAAUGAGCAACAUGGGCACACUCAACUCCUCCAUGCUGCACCGGAGCGCCGAGUCCCUCAAGAGCCUGAGCUCAGAGCUGUGUGCCGACAAGAUCCUGCCUGAGGAGAAGCCCGUGCACCUGCCCGUGCUCCGCCGAUCCAAGUCUCAGUCCCGGCCGCAGCAGGUCAAGUUCUCGGACGACGUCAUCGACCACGGCAGCUACGACCCCAUUGAAAUCCGGCAGCCGCCCAUGAGCGAGAGGACGCGCAGACGGGUCUACCAGUUCGAAGACAGGGGGUCCCGGCCCCACCACCCGCACCGCCGCAGGAGGAGCAGGAAGUCCCGCUCCGACAACGCCCUGAACCUCGUGGCCGACAGGAGGGCUUCUCCCAAGGACAGGCUGCGGCUCUACAGCCCCGACAGCUACGAGAAAUUCCUGCAGCACAGGAGCGCACGGGAGAUGGGUGCCUACCUGGUGGGCGCCGAGCCCUAUGGGCGCCACGCCCACGCCACGUCCGACUACGCGUUGCAGACGCCGCGGGGCGCCCGUUUCCUGGGCCUCUACGGGGAUGACGACGACGACUCGUGGUGCUCGUCGUCGUCCUCGUCCUCCGAUUCGGAGGAAGAAGGGUACUUCCUGGGGCAGCCGAUCCCGCAGCCGCGGCCGCAGAGAUACGGCUACUACACGGACGAGCUGUCCAGUCCCUCGUCUGCACUGUCCGCGCCUGGCUGACACUGCGCCCUGCUGUGUGAGGCCAGCUUGUCCCCUCCCAGCCCCCGUUAGCCAGGUUAGCAUUGCAUUGUAUUAGCUCCAGCUAGCUAAAGAUUGAAAAAAAAGAAAAAAAUUGCUAUUUAUGGUGUUAAUUUCAUAGACUUAAGUGUAUUCCUAAUUUAACGGUGCAAAUACUAAUGUAUAUAGUGUACAGUUCAGAUUUUAAAGCUGAUAUUUUUAUAUCCCUGAAUUGCAAGAUGUUUGUUACACUGCCGUACGAGGUCUGUAGGGAACCAGAAGCGGAGACGAUGCUUGUAUUUCAGUCAGGGUUUAGAGUUAGAUGGUCAGAUUUACAUUGCCUAGUGAUGGAAAGUUUGGGUUUUUUUGUUGUUUUUGGUUUUUUGCUUUUUCAAUAUUAAACAGGCUCUGUAUGCAUGGUGGGGCUGUGUAAAUACUCUUAACUAUGGCCCUGUUAAUCUUACGAGUGUUAUUUAUGGGUCCAGCAAUGUAACUGUACAGAUGUAAAAGCAAGGCCCCCCACACGCUGCACGUGUGGCGAGGCCGAGCAGAAGCCGUGUGCUUCGUGUGCUCCCCGGGGUGGGCUCAGCAGGCAGCUGAGGACUCGCAGACCCCUUACCUGGAGGGGCCGUUCCUGUGACCCCUGCCUUCACACGGACGUGCUGGCCUUCACAGCAGUUCUGGGCGUGUUUUCCUUACAUUAGAGGAUGCUGUGCCACUGGGUGCUUCGCGUUCACAGGAGGUUCUAGUUCAAGGGAGGCCAUGUUGGAUUGGAACGAAUGAGCCGACAUCUUCAUUUGUGCCAUUCUUGCUUCUGUAGCUCCGUCCUAACUGAAGGGCCCCGUGGCACCCAGGACCUCCAGGGAGGUAUUUAAUAAACAUUUAAUAAAUAACA